This is a messenger RNA of Jaminaea rosea, 1676 nucleotides long. RefSeq lists its product as hypothetical. The record is from RefSeq and is a predicted model, not a curated record. Gene Ontology annotation, cellular component: cytoplasm. Lineage: Eukaryota; Fungi; Basidiomycota; Exobasidiomycetes; Microstromatales. Gene Ontology annotation, biological process: regulation of adenylate cyclase activity; cytoskeleton organization. Gene Ontology annotation, molecular function: actin binding; adenylate cyclase binding. The transcript is spliced from 3 exons. The coding region runs from base 10 to 1599 and encodes 529 amino acids.
CAUCACUCCAUGGCCAUGUCAGGACAGGCUAUCAAUAGCAUUGCGACGAUCAUUAAGCGCCUCGAGGCCGCAACCAGUCGUCUCGAGGAUCUCGCAGCUAGCCCUGCUGGCCCGGCAGCGCCGACACGAGGAACAGGAGCAGGGGUAGGACCAGUAGCAGCUGGAGGCGAUGCUGCUGGUCCCUCAUCUACCAUCGCAGUUGCGGAUCCGCCCGCUGUCACUGCCUUUGACGACUACCUUGAACAGCCACUCAAGGACUACGCAGGCCUCAGUGAACAGAUUGGCGGCCUUGUUGCGCAGCAGGCCAAGCACGUCAGCUCCGCCUUCAGCGCACAACGCUCCCUCAUCAAGCUUGCCGCCUCGUGCGCCAAACCCUCGGGAGGCGUCUCCUCCCCCGUCUUUGCCAACCUCCUUCAACCUCUCCAGCAAGCGCUGAUGGCAGUCACCGACGUAAGGGAAAAGAACCGCAGCGAGCGCACCCUCUUCAACCACUUGUCUGCCGUCUCUGAGGGCAUCCCCGCCGUAGGCUGGGUGGCCGUCGAGCCCAAGCCUGGGCCCUUUGUCAGCGAGAUGAAGGAUAGCGCGCAGUUCUACACGAAUCGGGUGAUCAAGGAGUUCAAGGAGAAGGGCAAGGAGCAUGUAGAGUGGUGCCGAGCUUUCAUCAAGGUGUUUGAGGCGCUCAAGGAGUAUGUGAUGAAGACGCAUACCACGGGGUUGAGCUGGAACCCUAAUGGCGGGGAUGCGGCGUCGUACAAGGAGGAGGCUGGAGCUGGAGGCGGGGCUGCCAGUGGUGGUGCGCCUCCCCCACCUCCUCCACCUCCAGCACCAGUAGCUCCAGGCCUGGACGGGGGAGCCCCUCCUCCACCACCGCCACCACCUGCCGCCGCCGCAGCUACCUCGGCAGCUGCUGGAGCGGGAGGAAUGGACGCCGUCUUCUCCCAGCUGAAUCAGGGCGAAGGCAUCACUCGUGGCCUGAAGAAGGUCGACUCGAGCCAAAUGACGCACAAGAACCCUGAGCUGCGAAGCUCUGCCCCCGGUCCUGCCUCGUCCUCAUCAUCUAAGCCCACUCCGCCCAAGCCAGGGUCAAAGCCUUCCUCGCUCCGCCCAAAGAAGCCAGCGCAGACGGCUCUGGAGGGCAACAAGUGGACUGUCGAGUAUCACGAGAACCCGGCGCAGCCCAUCGUUAUCGAGGCGACGGAGCUGAACCAGACGGUUAAUAUCUACGGGUGCAAAGGGGCGGUCAUUCAGAUCAAGGGCAAGAUCAACGCAGUAGCCAUGGUGUCGUGCUCCAAGACUUCCGUGGUGCUGGACACCUUAGUCUCAAGUCUGGAAAUCACCAGCAGCCCUUCCUUUGCCGUGCAGGUGACGGGCAAAGUGCCCACCAUUCUUCUCGACUCGUGCGAUUCUGGGCAGAUUUACCUAUCGAGGGAGAGUAUGGAGGCAGAGAUUGUCGCGAGCAAGUGUAGUGCGCUCAAUGUUAGCGUGCCUAAAGAAGGGGCCGAGGAGGGGGAGUACACGGAGUUGGCCUUGCCUGAGCAGUUGAGGUUUGGGGUCAAGGGUGGGGUGUUGAGGAGCGAGGUUGUGGCGCAUAGUGGGUAACGAGGGGUGAGGGUAGCCAUGAUGUGCUAUGUUUUUCUUCUCUCAUUGGAGUGGCAAUUCAAUGCUGUCAAGAGGAG